CCUUCUUUAACAUCAGGAUGCUCCCCUAUCACUCGGCACUCUUGGCAGUGCUGUCACUCACAGUGACCAGUGUAUCGACGAAGACCACUCAGCGGCCAAAGUACCAAUACACCAAGAAGCCUAUGCCUUACCGCGAGCAGCCCCAGAUUACCAUGCUGCCCCUAACCCCCAUCAUCCCUAAGACACUGAAAUCAGUGGAGAAAUCAGAUCCCAUGGACCCCUACCCUCUGGCUACCACAGAGACCACAACCUACCCCAGCGAUGCCUACCAGGAUUACUAUUCUGAAACCACAGGGCCCCCUGGUGUUGGGCAUGAUAAUUACACCAUGGAUUAUAACGAGUGCUACUUCAAUUUUUGUGAGUGCUGUCCACCAGAGAGGGGCCCUCGAGGGCCAAAAGGGGACAGAGGACUACCAGGUUCACCUGGAGAAGAGGGGGAGCGAGGACCCAGAGGCUUUUCUGGACUGGCUGGUUCAAAUGGAACUAUGGGGCCAAAAGGAGACAGAGGAGUUAAAGGUGACCUAGGAUACCGUGGAAUGGCAGGAACUCCAGGUAACCCAGGGAAACCAGGAGAGAGAGGUGGAUUUGGCUUCAAAGGUGAAAAAGGUGACAGCGGGCCCCCUGGUGUCAAAGGUAACCAGGGGGAGAAGGGUGAAAGCCAAAAUGGGACUAAGGGUGAGAGAGGGGAACCUGGAAUGGAAGGCCCAACAGGACCCCCAGGGCUGGCUGGAGUGCAAGACCAGAAGGGGGACAAGGGGGACAAAGGAGAGUGUGGGACAUUUGGAGAGAGAGGACUGAAGGGCGAUAGAGGGGACCCUGGGCCUCCAGGUAUUCAGGGACAGGUGGGUCUUCCUGGGGUGGAUGGCAUGCAGGGCUCCCCUGGUGUGGCGGGCGACCAGGGGGAUCUAGGACCCCCAGGGGCUCAAGGUGAGCCAGGGGUGCGAGGGCUGCCUGGACCCCAGGGAGGGAGGGGGAUGUUUGGGCCAAAGGGUGACAGAGGCCCCCCCGGGAUGAGAGGGGACAGGGGCCCUCGGGGGAUUAGAGGGGCGAAGGGUAACGGGGUGAUUCAGAAACGCUCAGCUUUCAGUGUGGGCCUCUCUCCCAGCAAGUCCUUCCCUCCAUCGGGCUUCCCCGUCCGCUUCGACAAGGUCUUCUAUAACGGAGAGAACCACUACAACUCCUCCUCCAACAGCUUCACCUGUGCCCACGGGGGGGUCUACGUGUUCUCCUACCACAUAACCGUGCGGAACAAGCCCCUGCGCGCCGCCCUGGUAGUCAAUGGGGUGAGGAAGGUGCGGACGCGGGACUCUCUCUAUGGCCAGGACAUCGACCAAGCGUCCAGCCUGGUGCUGUUGCAGCUGGCGGUGGGGGACCAGGUAUGGCUGGAGACACUGAGGGACUGGAACGGUGUCUAUGCCAGUAGUGAGGACGACAGCACGUUCUCUGGCUUUCUGCUCUACGCUGACAAGCCCUGACAAACGAUCUGAUAUCUAAUACAAUCUACACUGUAACUCUACUGUACCUCCACAGGACCUAAACAAUCUCUACUGGCAGUCCUCCAUACCACCCAUACAGUACCCCACAGACCAGCCCCUCUGUACUCCUGCUCUACACAGACAAGUUAUGACAAUGGAGCCCACUAUACCACCACAGUACCAGGGACUGUAAAACACCUCUAUAUGAGUUGGCAGCACUCACCCCAUCUCUCUUCAUACUCCCUCUAUAGACCCAUCAACAUACAGGCAUCUUUACAAGACUGUCAAUCUGGUAGAAUGAAAAAAGUAAGACUGAUAGCACUGGAAUAGUUCAUGUUUAUUACUUGAGGAAUACUAAUCACACAAUGUUUCCCAGGUUAGGUUAAGGAAUCAGUACAUCGUAUCGCUGUAUU
Messenger RNA from Oncorhynchus tshawytscha (Chinook salmon), 1888 nucleotides. RefSeq names its product inner ear-specific collagen-like. The record is from RefSeq and is a predicted model, not a curated record. Gene Ontology annotation, molecular function: protein binding. NCBI's taxonomy places the organism in Eukaryota, Metazoa, Chordata, Actinopteri, Salmoniformes, Salmonidae. The coding region runs from base 18 to 1475 and encodes 485 amino acids. The transcript is spliced from 4 exons.